This is a messenger RNA of Lodderomyces orthopsilosis Co 90-125, 987 nucleotides long. RefSeq lists its product as uncharacterized. The record is from RefSeq and is a predicted model, not a curated record. The transcript has a single exon. The coding region runs from base 1 to 987 and encodes 328 amino acids. NCBI's taxonomy places the organism in Eukaryota, Fungi, Ascomycota, Pichiomycetes, Serinales, Debaryomycetaceae.
AUGGUGUUCAAAUUCACAAUCGACACUGUGCUUGAUCAAUAUAUACCCCGCAACCAAACCCCCAAACUACCUCGCUUUCUCGCCCAUUUCUUGGGCCAUCACAAACAUCCACACCAAGCAGCUCCCGAUUACUUCAUAUGGCUCGAAAUUUUCAUUGCUACAUUUUCCGGGUUAUCCCUUAUAAUGGGUAUAUUUAUGCAUCACAAUGUCUUUACUGAUCAUCAUCAUGCACCAAUAAUUUUGGCAUCAUAUGGAGCUACUGCUAUAUUAUGUUUUAAUGCAUCUCAAGUUCCCUUGGCUCAGCCACGUAAUAUCUUCUUUGGACAUUUUAUAAGUUCAGUAAUUGGAAUGAGUAUACAAAAAUUGUUUAGUUUGAGUCAUGGCGGUAGACUGAAUUAUUGGGCAAGUGGCGCAUUGAGUGUUGCUAUAAGUUCAGUAGUUAUGGCAAUUACCAAUACGAUUCAUCCGCCCGCCGGGGCUAGUGCGUUAUUGCCUAGCAUUGAUGAACAAGUUAGGCAAAUGAGUUGGUGGUUUUUGCCGGUACAGUUAAUUAGUUCAGUUUUGAUUAUUGCUGUUGCCUUGAUUACGGGGAAUAUCGUUCGGACAUACCCCGUGUAUUGGUGGAGUCCAGGUGCUGGGAAAAUUGUACAACAAAAGCAACAACUGACGGAAUCGCCUAAAAACGAGAAGGGACAUCAAUCUCCAUUAGUUAAAGAUGAUAAAGAAAGUGUCGUUAAAGAUACACAUAGCUUAAGCAAAGUUCAACUGAGAUUCACGUUAACUGGCGCAGGAAUAGAUGAAGUUGCCGAUGCCAAAAAUAUAACCAUUACUUCUUCAUCCAUAGCGGUGCCAGAAAAUCUUGAUUUAGGUGAAAUUGAAGUCGAUUUACUUAAAUCAUUGCAACAGAAAUUAAUGGAUCUUGAAGCUCAAUCAAGUUCAACUUCAACCACAACCAAUAUUCAUUCAAAACCAGACAAUAUCGUAUGA